Messenger RNA from Babesia sp. Xinjiang, 4098 nucleotides. RefSeq lists its product as uncharacterized. NCBI's taxonomy places the organism in Eukaryota, Apicomplexa, Aconoidasida, Piroplasmida, Babesiidae. Bases 1 to 4098 code for a protein of 1365 amino acids. Gene Ontology annotation, molecular function: phosphatidylinositol binding. The transcript has a single exon. The record is from RefSeq and is a predicted model, not a curated record.
AUGGCAACACACACCGUACACACCGCUGAAGAUGACAGCGAUCAAACACCUGUGGCGUCAACUUGUUCGCCAAGUGAUGUUGGUGGCGCUUCGAGAUAUGUAGACACCGGUGAGGUACAAUCGCAGAGUCCGGAUUCAUUUAUUAGCGAUAAUAUCGCGACAAAUCCCGAUGGUACUAACGAUGGCAACCGACAUUCGUCAGGAUCACGUAAUUUAUCGGUCGUGAGAUCUCAGGAGCCGCCGGAUGCCACCCAUAGGACGAGUGAUAUGUUUCGUUUUUCGAAUGCUCUGCAUUAUCCUGGAGGCUUCGGGUUGGGUUUGAACUUUCGACCUGCUUUAAUGAUGACGCCAUCUCCAAUUGGCAAGGUCGUUGAUGAUUUGGCGGUCGCUGUUGAUAAAAUGACCGUGAGUGACGAUAUUUCAUCUAAGCAGACUGAUACUUCCGCCCAGGAAUGCUCGGACGGCAACUUAGAGUCGUGUGCUAAAACUGAUGAUUCGUCAGUUCGUAGCCGAGACAUGCCUAGGUCUUUGGAGCCAUGCGGGGGUGUUUCCGAUCCUGGAAAUUUGGACACCCCAAACAUUUUUGCGGCACAAAGUGAAUUUGUCUCUCACUUCGAUCUACGAAUCACGGAUUACUUCACUCACGCGCGUUGCUUCUGCAGUUAUGUGCUCUACUCAGUGCAUUUCAAUGACUUUGGAAUCGCCAAGGUGGCAACACGCCGUUAUUCCCAUUUCACUCACUAUGAUACCGUCAUUCGUGACUUAGGGUACCAUCCUCCAGUUUCACUACCAGAGGAGAGUUUUUGGGAUAGCAAUUCACCGUCAUUUUUGUCGCAACGGUUCCAAGACUUGAAAGGUUACCUUAGACAUCAGCUUCGUCAGCCGACAACAUCGCAAUUAUCUUUGUUGCAUAUGUUCCUUGGGUGCAGCCCGGAAACCAUUUUGUAUUUGCGUCUGGUUACUGCUAAUACAAAUGCCACAAAGCUGAGCGCCGUAAGCACGUUGUUCAGGUACCUGAUGCGAUCUGGCGCUGAUAGGGUCUCGUUCAUAUCACGUGAGGCCAAGAUCCCACUGGCACCUUUCCAGGACCUACCCGCUGCAUCUCAUGUUGGUGUUGAUGCUGUUCCAGAUGACUACCGUCUGUGCAGCCCGUUGGUAGUGGGUUCGCUCUUGGACUGCCUUUUGUUUGGCGACGCCAAAUCUGUGUAUGAGGUUUGCGCUAUAAUGUUGUGGAUGCUGCAUCGUAAUGAAGCCCUUCGCGCCAGCAUUUUGAGUUUGAAGGUAAUCUGUCAUGUGACCAAGGCAUUGUCACGUUUGAUUGUUGGCCAGGGUCUACCUGACCUCGAGGUUAGUAUCAAUAAUCUUCGUGACCGAACGUUUUUGCGGAUUUUGGCGUCGUUACCUUUAGAACGCAACAUUGCGUGGAAUAUGGUAUCGUACUAUUUGUUGAUGUCAAUAAACCUAUUACCUGAAUCUGCACGCAGCUUUCUGGACAAUAGUUCGAUACAGAAGUUCAUCACUCUCCUAGACCAUAACGAGUGUGGUGUUUUCCGGAGACUUUCACUUUGGGCACUAUGGAUAGGCAUGUUUGAGGAGGAUUUGAGGUCCUCUGUUGACCGUGAUACUUUGGGCUUGUUGCUGAAGAAACUCUAUGGUUCUGAAGAGAGUACUCUAAAGGUGUUGUGCGGCCUGGUACUGACGUCAUUGAUCGUACGUGGUUGGUUCUCCGGUGAUGAGGAGCCACGUGCCUCAGUUUUGGUUGUUAAUCUGCUCCCACACGUGCAUAAUGUGGAUUGCUUCGUUCGCCAGGAGAUAUUUUGUCAUACAUCUCUUAGGAGGUUUGGUAACUUGCUAAGUGACACUUCGUUAUCUAGUGGCGCUAGAUUGUUUCUGGUUUCCGUUUUACGCCACCAUCUGUUGUCUGGAUUUGAGGACCGACGUGACUUGCCUCCUAUUUUUGAUCUAUGUGAUAUGGAUGUUUACAGCAACGUUUCAGAGUUGUCUCAUGUGUUAUUCGGUGCUAUUGACCCAGAUUAUCGCGACGACAUUACUACAGAGGAUAUGUCUUUUGGUGAGAAGUUCUCAUCUUUGUAUUCGCAUCAUUUUAGUAACAUUGCUGAUACUGUUGCUGUUUCAUUAGAUGAUAUAGUUGAGCUUUUCUCUUUGAAUUGCGAUGGAGGAAUUUCAGACAGCAAUGCCGAAGUGAGUAAAGAUUCCUGGCAACUCUGUAAAGCUGCAGCUGUGUGUCUGUUGUAUCUACCAUACAGAUCAGCUGAAGUUGGUGAUAGUGAUUACUUUAACGUUGCUUUUCAUCCUCAGUCGGUGACGUCACAGUAUAAUAACGUUGUCCACCUGAAGGGUGGUUCUGCUAAGCUUGAACUCGAGAGCACCAAACAUACAAACCUCGCUGACACGGUUGUAUUGCGUCUCGACAAGCAGUUCUUCGUACGUCGCGUUGCGGUACUUCGUGCAUUGUUAUCUGGCUUACGUGAGAGCAUCUCCGAAUUUGACAGCAUCCAUUUAUCUGGCAAUGAAGUGGCUAAUGGGUGUAUGGGAAUGUUACGUAAGUUUUGGUGUUGCAAAGAUGUGAUCGAGCAUGAUUCUGAUCGUGGUGUCACGUUGAGUUUCGAUGCCCAUCGUAACGAGCACUUUGACCCUUUUAACAACUUUGCGUUUGAAGGUUAUGGGUGUCCUAUGUUGGAUGUUUAUGACUUCCGUAGUGUGGACGCUGUCGAGCUAUGUUCUUAUGCAAGUGAGAUGGCACAGUAUAGUUUGGUACAGCAAGGGCUUCUUCGUGUUGUGAAGUUUGCUAUUUCAUAUCAUCAGGCAUGUUCUUCCCGUUUGGCUACAUACCGUUCUAUGGUUGGAUGCUUAGAACGUCGCAUCGAUGAUAUAUGUGUGGAUACUCUGGAUGACUUAUCCGAGUUGGAAUCUCGCUUUUUAGACAUUUCUCGGUCCUAUGCCAUGGGUUUGCAGGAGGAGGGCGACCUUAUCUCUGCGUUGCAAGAAAAUAAUACGAUGCUAUCUCGAGUUCAAAACAUGCUCCGCAGCAGCCGGAUGAAACUGGAUGCAUGUCAUCGUGACGUUGUGGCAACACAAAAGCGUCUAGACGACCUUCCGAAUAUUCGCAGUGAGAACCUUGCUACUCAACAAAAGCUUACUCUAGCUGGGGAGAAAUUGUUAGAUUCGAUUCGUACUGCCAACGAGCAGAUUUUGGAACUGCAAGACGAGGUCGCACGAGAUGAGCGUGAUAAACGGGAGGUUAGCCAAUCUAUUCAGCGCCUGACUUAUCUAUUAUCUGUGUUAGAGGAGGGUAAAUACCAUGCGGUUAUGAGUGCGUUUCAGUCUGUAUCUAUCGAUGACAUCACACCUGAGCUUCGAGAUUCGUUUGACUCAAUGUUAUCGGCUUAUACCGCAUGUGAGCUGCUUGACGAGGACACAGUGCAUCGGCUAAAGGGUGUUAUAGUGCAGCAACUGAAUGUUCUACAAGACCAUCUAAACGCCAUAUACGGCCGUGAUGCCAACCUGAAGAUAGCGGCACUUAAUCGCCAGGUUGCAAAGGACGAGGAGAGUCUGUAUCAGACCCAGCUGGAGCUCAACAACACCCGCAAAUCGUGUGUUAUCGACAGUAGCGUACUCGAGGAGACUUUGGGGACCCAGAAAAUGUUAAUGGAAACUCUAAAGGGGACUAUAAGCAACCUGACUCGUGAGUUGCGCAAGAUUAAUGCAGGGAACCUUCAGGUGGGCAAGCAGCUGGCUGAGGUGAAGAGCCGUAAUGAUACAUCACGUACUCUGUUGGAUUGCACUCGUUUGGAAUUCAAGUCUGAUAUAAUGAGACAGCGUGAUCUUCGUCUGCGUCUGUUUCAUCACCUGUUGGCUGCCGAGCUUCUGUGUAAGAAGAUGUGGCAAGAGCAUCAGAAGUUAUCAGUCGCUCUAUCAUGUAAGACGAGCCUGAUAAAUCUUCUGUGCUCGCGCCGCUCCACUGAACGUUCAGCUCGCCUAUCUGUUAUUGAGGUAUUGAACAGGGCGUCAAAGAGGAUGUCACAGACUGCUGCUUUUCUAUGCGACUGUGAAACUGAGGAGUGUUUUUCCACAUAA